AUGGAGACUGAAAGGGAAGUGACAGAAGAGAUCCAGGCGGUUCCUCCACCCCACGAAAUCGGGUUCCUACAUGAGAUAACGUUCGUUUUCUUGGUAUGUCUCUGUCAGAUCCUCACGCAGGCUGGAGUGGCUCAGACCCUUAACCCGGUACGAGAGAUAGGAAGCACUUUUGGUGUUGAAGACCUGCCUGGGAAGUUGUCGUGGUUUUCGGCUUCUUAUUCGCUUACAGUGGGUACUUUUAUUCUUAUUGCAGGUCGUUUGGGUGAUUUAUAUGGGUACAAGCUUAUGUUUAAUGCAGGGUUUGUGGCUUUUGGGGUUUGGUCUUUGAUUUCUGGGUUUGCUGGUUUUACUGAUUCAGAUGUGUUUUUUAAUGUAGCUAGGGCGUUCCAGGGCUUGGGACCGGCUUUUUCAAUGCCUAAUGCUGUUGCUUUGUUGGGCCAUUAUUUCCCUAUGAGCAAGAAGAAGAUGGUAUACAUGGCAUUAUUUGGAGGAGUAGCACCUUUUGGAUUCGUCAUGGGUGCUAUAUUUUCCGGCUUGUUUGCUCAAAUAGUCUGGUGGCCUUGGGCUUUUUGGGUAAAUGGCAUGGUUUGCCUCGGUGUGGUCGUUGUGCUGUACUUUGUCAUUCCUAAAAACAUUGGAAGCAAAUCAAACGGAAAAUUUGACUGGUGGGGCUCAAUUACUGGCGUUUCAGGGUUGGUGCUUAUAAAUUUUGCAUGGAAUCAAGGUCCAAAUGUUGGCUGGGAUGUGCCAUAUGUCUACGUUCUUCUCAUCGUGGGUUUCCUUUGCAUGGGUGCAUUCUGUUUGGCUUCAAAGUAUGCCGCCGACCCGCUACUUCCGAUGUCUUGUCUCAGGGGAGAAACUGGAUUUGUCCUAGGCUGCAUCUCGUGUGGCUGGUCUUGUUUUGGUAUCUGGUUGUAUUACAGCUUCCGCUGGGCUGAAGUUGUUGAUAACGAGAAGCCCAUUAUAAGUGCCGUCCAAUUUAUACCCGCUCCAUUCAGUGGUCUCUGUGCUGCUGCGCUUACCGUAUUCCUUCUCCGGAAAUCUUCACUGUCAGUGGUAAUGGUGGUGGCUAUGUUAUCCUUUUUUGUUGGCAUUGUACUCAUGGGAACCAGACCAGAGAAAGAAAUCUAUUGGAGACAAAAGUUCUUCUCUAUCUUGAUUCAGAGUUUCGGUAUGGAUAUGAGUUUCCCUGCCGGCACAAUGAUUUUGUCAAGUGUUUUGCCUAGACACCAGCAAGGUCUUGCGGGAUCUUUGGUAAGCACCUUCGUCAACUACUCCAUUUCCAUUGGGCUUGGUAUGGCUGCAACAGUGGAACUCUAUACAACCAAGAACAUGGUGCCUGGAUACGAAACUACGGUUGAAGGCUACCGGAAUGCAUUUUACAUCGGCAUGGGCCUUGCAGGGUUAGGCGUCAUCUUGUCUGUUACCUUCCUUGCACUUCAAUCCUUUGGAAACCAAAAGAAAGAAAGCAGGUUCACCGACAGCGACAAACUGGUGAAUUCCACUGAUGCAGAUACCCCCAAACUAGAAGUAUAA
Molecule: messenger RNA, 1536 nt
Organism: Candidozyma haemuli
Lineage: Eukaryota; Fungi; Ascomycota; Pichiomycetes; Serinales; Metschnikowiaceae
Exons: 1
Coding region: 1-1536 (511 amino acids)
Biological process (GO): transmembrane transport
Cellular component (GO): membrane
Molecular function (GO): transmembrane transporter activity
Source: RefSeq, a predicted model, not a curated record